Messenger RNA from Linum tenue, 516 nucleotides. The record is from the annotation of a GenBank genome assembly. NCBI's taxonomy places the organism in Eukaryota, Viridiplantae, Streptophyta, Magnoliopsida, Malpighiales, Linaceae.
UUGGAGGCGGCGGCUGCGCAGAGGAGAGGGACUGAGAGGCAGAGCUCAGAGGCGGCGGCGACGGUGAAUGAAGGAGCAAGGAGGCGCCGGCGACAGGUUGAGAGUCUCUUCUCUCUCGACUCUCACGGUCUCACUCCCGAGAAGCUCCAGCCUCCAGAGAAGAGAAGCUGCUGCGCCUGCGCGUCCAGAAGGCAGAAGCUGCUAGUGCUAGGGCUGCGGCCUGCGGCCACAACUUUGGGCCGGGUUAGUUGGAGGUAUGUAGGCUGGGAUUGUAAUAAGCCCGCUCAUUCUGAUGUUGCUUCCUCGAGUUUCGCCCAAUCAGCAUCUAUGGAGGAUGGGUUCGGUGGUGAGAAACGAAAGGGAUUUUUUCAAGCCAGGAAGAAGAACCCGAUCUGGAACUGCGACGAAAUCGCAGUGAUUGCCGCCAUGAAAUUCAACAUCUGCAGGGAGGAAGAGAAGGUUGUGGCCGACUCGAGUCUUAACGUCGCCGCCUCCCUGGAAGGUGAUGCGAGCUAA